AUGCUUCGCGCCGUCUUUCCGUCCAAACGUGCUUUCCACUUCGUACGUAAGUCUUCUAUCGGUAUUUUGUCUGGUCGCGAAACACGAUCGUACUCCAUAGCUUCCCAGUCACAAUAUGCGAUUCCUAAGACCCAAACUGCUGUCAUUUACGAGGCCGACAAUGCACCACUACAAGUCCGCGACGAUUGGCCUGUCGUGCAGCCUGAAGCCCUUCAGCCUGGUGAGAUUCUUGUUCGGAUUGCUUACACUGGUGUGUGCCACUCGGAUCUCUCCGUUUGGGAAGGUGAAGGUCCUCCUGGGGUUAAAUUAUUUCCUAUGAUCGGCGGACACGAGGGUGCAGGAUAUGUAGCUGCAAUUGGUGCAUAUACCAAAACAAAACUCCAAGUAGGUGAUGCUGUAGGCGUCAAGUGGAUUGCUCAGACAUGUCUUGGCUGUGAGGAUUGUCUAAAAGGGCAUGAAACAACGUGUGGGAAUGCAGGAGUUCAUGGCCUCACGCACCAUGGGACUUUUCAGCAAUGGUGUGUCUCUUUCGCAGACCACGUAACUCCUAUACCAAAAACAAUGGACUUGGCCUCAGCAGCUCCAAUCUUGUGUGCCGGUAUGACUGUAUACAAAGCGUUGAAGCAGAUUAAUGGGUCACCAGGGGAAUAUGUUGUGAUUCCUGGAGCUGGAGGUGGUUUGGGUCACCUGGCUUGUCAAUAUGCUCGUGCAAUGGGCUACAAGGUCGUGGCAAUCGACUCUGGAGAUGAUAAACGCAAGCUCAUCGCAUCUUACGGUGUUAACGACUUUAUUGAUUUCAAGGAUGGAGAUGUCGUCGAUCGAGUCCGUGCUGCAACUGGUGGCCGUGGAGGUCAUGCAACGAUCGUUGUUGCAGGCUCGAAGGAUGCGUACAAGGAUCCGUUGAUGUAUUUGCGUCCUCGCGGCACUCUUGUGGCAGUCGGUGUUCCGAAAGAUACGGCUAUUGUUGCGCCGAUUAAUCCCUUGAUUCCACUCGAGUAUCGUAUCGUUGGCUCGUAUGUAGGUUCUCGGCAAGACGCCAUUGAAGCGAUUAACCUUGCUGCUGAUGGUCACGUCAAGAGCACGUUUUCCAUCGAACCACUUAGAAAUCUACCUGAUAUCUUUGAACGUGUGCAUUCUGGCAAAGUACAAGGUCGAGUCGUGCUGGACUGCGAGUAA
Messenger RNA from Plasmopara halstedii, 1176 nucleotides. RefSeq names its product zinc-dependent alcohol dehydrogenase. NCBI's taxonomy places the organism in Eukaryota, Oomycota, Peronosporomycetes, Peronosporales, Peronosporaceae. Gene Ontology annotation, molecular function: oxidoreductase activity. Bases 1 to 1176 code for a protein of 391 amino acids. The transcript has a single exon. The record is from RefSeq and is a predicted model, not a curated record.